AAACAGCAAUAAAAUAAGGCAAAGUAAACUACAAUGAGUCAUUCAGCAUUGGCCAGUUUGACUGCACAAUACACGGACUCUGAAAACGAAGGCGAUGCCAGUCCAGACUCUGAAAAUUCAACAGCUUCACAGGUUAUAAUACCAAAACAGGCGACACCAACGCCUGCAACACCAGUUAAACAGGAGUCGGAACCAGAGAAGAAACACAAGAAAAAGAAACGCGCUAAGAAAGUGCGUCGCUUGGUCAGCUACCAGGACGACACGUUGAUCUCUGACGAGGAAGAAGAUCGUGCGCAGGAAUCCUCCAGUGAGGAAGAGUCUUCCAGUGACAGUGCCAGCUCGCAGCCGGAGACCGAACAGCAUGAAAAUGGCAAGGAUAAAAGCACUGUCAAGGUAGAAGGCGCAACGGAGACACCCAUGCAGCUGGAUGACGAUGAUGAUUCCAACACUUACAACGCUGACGAUCGCACGGCAGAGAGCUAUGAGAAGGAUCCGAAAUAUGCCAAAUAUAAAUUUCAGUUACCGCCGGAGCCAAAGGGGCAGCCGCCAGCCGAUCUGGUGGCAAAGAUCACGAAAAUGUAUACGAAAAUGAGGCAAACGAAUAUGGAUAUGAAUCGUGUUAUACAGGAUCGCAAGGAGUUUCGUAAUCCCAGCAUUUAUGAGAAGUUAAUCAGUUUUUGUGACAUCAAUGAAUUCGGCACCAAUUAUCCGCCUGAAAUCUACGAUCCGCUGCAGUGGGGCGAGGAGAGCUACUACGAAGCGUUGUCGGCGGUGCAAAAAACUGAAAUGCUCAAGCGGCAAAAGGAUCGCAAGGACAUGGACAAAGUGGAGCAAGCGACGGCGCUGGCUCGCAAAGUAGAGGAGGAGGCCAAAAAGCGCAAAUCGAAGUGGGACCAGCCGGCCGCAAAGGCGACGUUACCUGCCUUAACUACGACCGUGACUGGCACGAAGGGCACCGUUAUUUCAGCAUUCGGCUCGUUGCCCAAGAAGCCAGCAGUUUAAGCAAAAAAUUAAAUAAAUAACCUU
Drosophila navojoa is the source of this 1026-nucleotide messenger RNA. RefSeq lists its product as uncharacterized. Lineage: Eukaryota; Metazoa; Arthropoda; Insecta; Diptera; Drosophilidae. The record is from RefSeq and is a predicted model, not a curated record. Gene Ontology annotation, biological process: regulation of DNA-templated transcription. Gene Ontology annotation, cellular component: nucleus.